AUGUCCCCGUUAACCCUAACCUCCCUCCCCCCAGAACUCCUCCUCCAAAUCGCCUCGAAGCUCCCCGACCGUGCCUCGCUCAACUCCUUCCUCCAAACAAACCGCUACACACAUGCCCUCCUCCACUCCACCCUCUACACCCAGAACAUCAGGCACGACAACUCCUCCGCCCUCAUCUGGGCUGCUACCUGCGACUGCAUCGCGACCGCUAAACAUCUCAUAAAUUAUGGCGCGGACAUCCACGCCAAAUCCGGGCGCGUGCCGACACGAUCAGGCAAAUCGGGCGUGCAGACGCCGUUCACGAUUGCGGCGCGGGCUGGGCAUAUGGAGAUGCUGAGGUUGUUGAUUUCGAGUAAUGGGGGCGUUAUUCCAGGCAUGCGUCACGAGCGGGAGAACGAGCGGGCAGGUGAGCGUUCUAAGUCUAACUUGUAUGUUAAUAGGCCGCUGUUAGCGAUGGCGGCAGAAGAAGGGCAGGUGGAGGUUGUGGAGAUGUUGCUUGAGGAAUUCAACGUGGUUAAUGUAGAUUCAACGGAUUGGAUGAGGAGGACGGCGUUGUCUAGGGUGGCAAUUGCGGCUGCUUCGAAGCAUGGAUAUUUCCUUGGGUCAUACGUCGACAUGGAAGCGCAACAAAGGGCGAGGGAAUUCGAGGAGAGGCUGGAAGCUGUCAUGCGACUGCUGUUGAAGCAUGGAGCGAAUCCAAGACAUGUAGAUAAGGAUGGCCGCAUGCCGCUGGCGGUCGCGGCGGAAAAAAGGGGAUCUGUAGCUAUUGCGCGGCUGUUGUUGGAGUAUGGGGCUGAUCCAAAUCAGGGAAGUUUUGAAGGGACGCCGUUGAUGCUUGCCGCUAGGUCGGGGUGUAUCGAUGUGGUUCGCCUCCUGCUUGAAUACUGCGAUGCUGGGUGUGGUGUGGUGGAUCUUGAGGCGCGAGAUCGUAGCGGCGUCACGGCGAUAGGCUAUGCUGUCCGAGCUGGGCAAGGAGACAUCGCCCGCCUACUUCUAGAUCGCGGCGUGGAUCCAGACUCCGUCGACGACAAUGGGUAUACGCCCAUAUUCUGGGCGGUGGAGGCUUGUCAUGAGGAGAUGGUGCGCCUUCUGCUCUCCCAGUCUCGUCCAGUCGAUGUGAACCGCCUACAAGGGCCGGAUCGCUAUUGGACGGUGUUCACCAAGGCGAUGGAUUCGACCGAGCAGAUUUUAUGGCUAUUACUGUCGCUCGGAAAGCAUGUGGACAUCAACUCGUGCACAUCGGAUGGUAUGCCUGCGCUAGUAGUGGCGGCAGUGGAGUCUCAGAAGGGUGCAGCCCUCGUCCGGGUGCUCCUUGGGCAGAAGGGAAUCAUACCUGAUCAAAGGGACCGGGAUGGGAUGACAGCGCUGGCACAUGCGGUGCGCAUGAGCAAGUAUGAGGUUGCCCAACUGCUUCUCAAAUCCGCGGACGUGGAUGUUAAUUCUAGAGAUUAUCAUGGAAGAUCGCCGGUGUGUCACGUCUACCCUUCAGAUUCAACUAUGGAUAUGCUCCAUUUGUUGGUGAAGCAUGGUGCCGAUGUUGAUGCCAGCGAGUACGGGGAAGGUCAAACGCUGUUCGAGCGCGCUUGGAGGAAAGAGGCACUAGAGACGAUGGACUUUCUCUUUAAAGCCGGGGCGGAUCCGAAGUUGGCAUAUAGCAGGACUGGAACUCAUACUAACAGCGAGCUUCAUCUAUGUCACGAUGCUCUAUUUCAGUUGGCUAUGCGUAAUGGUCAUGCCAGCUUGUUGAAACAUAUCCUCGCCAUGGACUUGGACGACGAUGAAAUUGAUCCAACGAACACUAUGGACGAAUUGGGAAGGACGCCGCUAUGCUAUGCUGCCCUGCAUGGCUUUAAAGAUCUUGUCAAGGUGUUGCUUGCACACCGCAGCACUGGGAGGGGUCGGAGCAAGAACAUCCAACGGGCUUCCCUCCCUUUUGCACUGACUCUGGCGGCAAUGAACGGACACGAUAGGAUUGUUCUACAACUGCUAGAUGCAGGCGCCCAUGGCCCCAAGUCUCACUCUGAUCGGGGGUUCAUGCGUCUGCUGAAGUCGAUGGAUGGCGGAUAUCAGGAGGUGAUGAAGAUGUACAUGCGCUUGCACUCGCGCUCUAGAAAGGGCGGCAAUCCUUCCUCUUGCUACCCCCCGUGGUUGCCAUUAUUCUUCGCCACCGUGUACGGGCAUCAGCAAGUUGUGAAGACGCUUAUUGCAAGCCAGCCUGGCAUGAGGCUACGGACAGUAAUGGAUACUAAGGAAGUGGAGAUGGAGAUGGAGGAUGAAAUGGAAGUGGAAGUGGAAGAGGAGGGGGAGGAGUGGGGGGAGGAGGAGGAGGAGGGAGAGGGGGAGGAGGAAGAGGAGGAAGAGGAGGAAGAGAAGGAAGAGGAGGAAGAGGAAGAAGUCAGUAGAGUCAUUGAUAUGACACCUUUGUGGCUAGCAGAGGAGUAUGUAUGGGCAACAGGCGGGGCAGUGUCUUCAUCCGAGUUUGUGAGAUAUCAACCGGCGAGCACUCCAUUCUCGGUGCGGUAG
Paracoccidioides lutzii Pb01 is the source of this 2523-nucleotide messenger RNA. RefSeq lists its product as hypothetical. The coding region runs from base 1 to 2523 and encodes 840 amino acids. Gene Ontology annotation, molecular function: protein binding. The record is from RefSeq and is a predicted model, not a curated record. The transcript has a single exon.